Molecule: messenger RNA, 3130 nt
Organism: Phragmites australis (common reed)
Lineage: Eukaryota; Viridiplantae; Streptophyta; Magnoliopsida; Poales; Poaceae
Exons: 4
Coding region: 308-2773 (821 amino acids)
Biological process (GO): regulation of DNA-templated transcription; chloroplast organization
Cellular component (GO): chloroplast
Molecular function (GO): double-stranded DNA binding
Source: RefSeq, a predicted model, not a curated record
GGAUAGAGAGGCUAGAGGUGUCAGGUAUGGCAUCAUGGCGGUUGGGCGCGGCUAGGUAGGUCAUGCCUAUGCCAAUUCGUUUAAGUCAGAUCGGUCAAACAUUGUUUCAGAUACGGUCCAGUCCAUCCAUCGGUCAUCCACCUUGGUCCAGGCCAGUAGACACGGCGGCCGAAAUGGCCAUCUUCCGAUUAUCCAUCCUUCCUCAAAAAUUCCUCCUACGCGGGCACCGGCGCCGAUUUUUCAUCCCCACCCACCGCACUACCGCAGCCCCGCCCGCCGCCGGCGCCACCUGCCGCCGGUCAGCACUAUGCUCUGCCUCCGAAAAUGCAUCCUUCCGCAUCUCCUCUCCCUGCGCCAUCCCUCUCCCACAUCCCUCCACCCCCUCAUGUCACUCCACCGCCUCCUCUCCGCCACUGGGAACCCCUUCGCCGCCGAGGAUUACCUCGUCGCCAACUGCGGCCUCUCCAAGGCGCAGGCCGUCAAGGCCUCCAAGAUGAUCUCCCACCUCAAGUCCCCCUCGAAGCCCGACGCCGUCCUUGCCUUCCUAACCGGCCUCGGCCUCUCCCACGCCGACAUCGCCACCGUCGUCUCCAAUGACCCGCUCUUGCUCUGCGCCGACGUCGAGAAGAGCCUGGCACCCCGCAUCGUCGAGCUCAGCGACCUCAGGCUAUCGCGUCCUGAGAUCGCGCGCCUCGUCUUGACCGCCCGAAACCACCUCCGCAGCAGCUCGCUCCGCCGCAAUGUUGACUUCUGGCUCCAGGUUUUUGGCUCCCUUGAUGAGCUCUUGCAUGUCCUCAAGGUCAGCAACGGUCUCCUCGGCAUGGACCACGAGAAGGUGGUCUCCAACCUGGCACUCCUUCAGGGAUGUGGGAUACGUGUUCCUGAAAUUCCCAAAGCAUUCAUGUGUCGGAUGGUCACCGUGAGCACUAAGCACCUGCAGGAAGCUUUGGCACGUGUUGAUGAGUUUGGAAUAGAGCAGAACUCGUCGGUUUUCCCUCAUGCGCUUUCAACAUUUGCAAUCCUCAGCCGCGAGAAGCUCACUAAGAAUAUGCAACUGUUUGAGAAGCUUGGAUGGUCAAGGGAGGAUAUAUCAUUAGCAGUGAGAAAGUUCCCUAAUAUCCUGGGUUCUACUGAGAAAAGAGUUCGAAGAAGUUUGGAGUUCCUGAUGGGGGACGUCGGGUUGGAGAUACCAUACAUUGCACGAAGGCCAGCUUUGAUGUUGUAUAGCAUUGAACGUCGUUUGUUGCCACGGCAUUGCUUGAUGAAUUUUCUCAAGGCAAAGGGGCUGCUGAAUGCUGAGUUUAGCUUCUAUUUUGUUUCCACCAUGGGCAAUGAAAAAUUUCUGCAUAGAUUUGUGCAUCCUUACGAGGAUAGUGUUCCAGGUCUUGCUGCUGCUUUUGCUUCUUGCUGUGCUGGAAAACACCAAUGGGAGCAGCUCUGUGAGACAGACAGAGGAAAAGAGAAGGUGCUGACACCAAAGAUAUGUGGUGAUGCCUCCGUCGUUUACUUCCUGAGUUUGUUGGUUACAGAUGACAGUCGGCUUCUGGAAGUUUUUGCUGCUCUUUCUCCUUUAUUCCUGUACUCUGAACUGUAUCUUUUAAAAUCAGACACUCCAUCCCUGCGGCGCCGCUCUGGCCGCCACCGGCGCAACGCGAUGCUCCAACUCCGGAACCUCCUUUCCCUUAUCCACCCCGCUUCCCCUCUCCCUGUCGCCUGCCUCCCUCCGCUCCUCGCCCUCCACCGCCUCCUCUCCACCGCCGCCGCCGCCCCCUUCGCCGUCGACGACUACCUCGUAUCCACCUGCGGCCUCACCCGGGCGCAAGCGCUCAAGGCGUCCAAGAAGCUCUCCCACCUCAGGUCCCCCUCCAGGCCCGACGCGGUCCUCGCGUUCCUCUCCGCGCAGGGCCUCUCGCGCGCCAACAUAGCCGCCGUCGUCGCCGCUGACCCGAGGCUCCUCUGCGCGGACGUGGAGAACAACCUGGACAAACGCGUCGCCACGCUUCGCGACUUCGGCCUCUCGCGCUCCCAGAUCGCGCGCCUUAUCAUGGUCAGCCGUUUCCGCUCUGGCACCCUACGCCGCAACCUCACCUUCUGGCUCCCGGUCUUGGGCUCCAUCGACAAGCUCCUCCAGGUCGUGAAGCUGAACGUUACCAUCCUCUCGGUCGACCCCGAGAAGGCGUCCAAGCCUAACCUCGCCCUCCUCCAGCAAUGUGGGAUAAAUGUUAGUGAUUUCCCAACAUUCAUGUCCAGAGUGCUCACCAGGCCGCACAAGGUUGUGCAGGAAGCCGUGACGCAGAUCGACAAGAUUGGUGUGCCACGGAGCUCGCGUAUGUUCUACUAUGCGCUCAUGGCAUUUGCGAUCCCAAACGAGAAGAAGCUUGCCAAUAAGUUUGGUAUUCUUGAGAUGUAUGGUUGGUCACAGGAGGAUGUGUUGAUAGCUGUGAGGAAGAUGCCGGGUAUUGUGACCAUGUCGGACGACAGGCUGAGGAGAAAUGUGGAAUUCUUAACACGGAAUGUUGGGCUGGAGACACAUUACAUCGCUCAAAGACCAGUGCUGAUCAAGUACAGCCUUGAGCGCCGCUUGUUACCCCGGCACUGCUUGCUCAAGGUUCUCAAGGCGAAGGGAUUACUGGAUGCUGAGUUGGACUUCUAUUUUGUGGCCAGUCUGACUGAGAAGAAGUUUCAUAACAAGUUCAUUGGUCCUUACGAAGAGAGAGUUCCAGGCCUUGCUCACAUUUACGCUUCUAGCUGUGAUGGGAAGGUACCAAAUUGAGUUUUUAUCUGGCCAACAAAAGAGGUCCUCACAGGGUGCUUAUGCUUGCACUGACAGUACCAAUAGGGCAAUAGAGCUGCUGUGUUGGAACGAAGACUUAAGGUUUGUCAAUGCCUCCCCACCUAGCUCUAUCAUUCUAAUGUUUUAAAAUUUUGCUGUAGGCUGUUCAUUGUCCUCUAUAGCAUCAACACAUUUCCUGGAGGGAACUUGCUUGAUUUGAGAAUUGAGAUGCAACAUGUAUAAGUAUAACUUAGGUUUUCACUAGUAAAUAUUGUGUGUACGGAACAUUUAUUGUUAGAUGUGAACCUGCUCAAGAACACUUGUUUGUGAACUAUAUGUAUUUUUUGCUUGUCAUUA